UGCUCGUUAGCUUCUUCGGUUCUCAACCUUUUUAUAACAUAUUUCUAGCUACAAUUUCGCACCGAUUCCUCUCCGUUCACUCGCUCUUAAUAUUUUUUUCCCCUUAAAACCACUCGCUCGAAAGAUCAAACUCUGCCUCUCCUCGGUCCACUUCUCCUUUCGGCUCACCGCCAUUAUCCCAAAACUUGCUUGUAAAACCCACUUUCUCUUCUUCUUGCCCAUUCUACAACCAUAACAUCGCCUCGGAAGAAAGCUUAGGUCCUUUUAUUAUUCUUCUUUCAGGCUAAUCCUCCUAAAGAAAGAGCAAGCAGAGGUCUGUUUCUGAGUAGACGCUGAGACGUGCUAAGGUUUGGAUGGUAUUCAAAACGCGACUGCAACGAGCACUUGGAGUCUUUUUUUUUUUGACUGAAUUUGCUCGAUUUGCAGAGAUUGUAGGGUGAAAACGCGGUCGUUUUAUUUAUUGAUUCGAAGUUUUAAUAUGACCUGAAUUUUGUGUUUGCGAGAAAGAGAGAAGAAGAAUUCUGUCAAAGCUCAUAAAAAGCGGUCGUUUUUUCUGCUUGGAGCAGUGAAGUCCGUGAAAAAAUGCCUCACAGAACGACUUACUUCUUCCCCAGGCAAUUUCCGGAUCGGUCCGGAUUCGAUGUAUCUUCUAAACAGCUGUUGGAUCACGAGAAGAAGAAGCUUGUCAAAGAUACUUUUAACAUCGAAAAUGACCACCGAAAUGACUCCUCUACAGUUGGCAAGACUAAAUCGCCAACGCCAACUACGACUGCUACUACGCCAACUACUGUAUCCGAUCUCUUCACGAGCAGCGAUGACGAAAAGUAUCAUCAAAAGAAGAAUCAGUUUGGCGAAGACGAUAAGUUCCAAAAGAAGAAAAAGCAACUUGCUGCCUUUUAUGACUGGCUCGCCGAGAAAAAAGCUGACCGAUCGGCUUCUCGCGUCAAGUUAAAAAGAUUAUCGUUUGAUGAUGAGGAUCGCCAGCUCUUGAUUGCUGCGGAACCUCCAGCGCCGGAGCCGGAGGUGAUUCCGGAGAUUAUUGAGGAGAGGGAUGUUGAUCGCAAUUUCGAUCGUCAGGUGUCCUUGCCGAGACUGUCCAGUGGUAGUAGCUAUGCGGGUAGCUUGUUCUCGGGGACUACAUUGGACGGGAACUUUUUGAGCGAUGUUAAGGACACUGCGACGACCUUCACGAGGCAGGAAAGGGUGCAGGAGGAGGAAGAGGAGGAGGAAGUGGUGGUGGUAGAGGAGGAGAAGGAGGAGAAGAAUGAUGAGAAGGCGGCGCAGAGGACACGAGAAACUUACCAUUUGCAGCUUGCUUUAGCUAAGAGGCUUAGUUAUCAAUCUGGCCUUGCUAGUGAGUUUGUGCUUUUACAGGAGGGUGGGCCUGAGUCCUUCGAUGCAGAAACCGUAUCUUAUCGCCUCUGGGUUAGUGGAUGCUUAUCAUACAGCGACAGAAUAUCGGAUGGAUUCUAUAAUAUUCUUGGGAUGAAUCCGUAUCUGUGGGUUAUGUGCAAUGAUGAAGAGGAAGGAAGACGAUUGCCCCCUUUAAUGUCCCUCAGAGAAAUUGACACCAGUGAGACAUCAAUGGAGGUGGUUCUCGUUGAUGGGCGUGGCGACUCACGCCUUAAGGAGUUAGAGGAUAAGGCUCAUGAGAUCUAUUGUGCUUCAGAAAAUACGUUGGUGUUAGUGGAGAAACUGGGAAAACUGGUUGCUAUUUGCAUGGGGGGAACUUUCCCGGUGGAGCAAGGUGAUCUUCAUAAACGCUGGAAAGUUGUUAGCAGGAGAUUGAGGGACUUCCAUAAGUGUAUUGUUCUUCCUAUUGGUGGCCUAUCCAUGGGACUUUGCAGGCAUCGUGCAAUUCUAUUCAAGAAAUUGGCAGAUUACAUAGGUUUGCCAUGUCGGAUAGCUCGAGGCUGCAAGUAUUGUGCAGCAGAUCACAGGUCUUCUUGCCUUGUCAAAAUUGAGGACGACAGACAGUUGUCAAGGGAAUAUGUGGUUGAUCUAGUUGGGCAGCCAGGAAAUGUCCAUGGUCCAGAUUCCACUAUCAAUGGAGGGUUUAUAUCUUCAAUUCCAUCACCAUUUCAAAUUUCUCAUUUGAAAGAGUUUCAACAUCCGUACAUGGAUAAAGCAUCUUGUCAGAUUCUAGGCUCAAAGAAUUCAUGGGCUUUGACAGAAAAUCCUCUAUGUUCAGGCAGGGAAGGAGGAGGCCCACAAACAAGGGGGAAUCUCAAGUUUUCCUCUUAUGUUCCAGUUGAUCAAACCUCUCUUGGAAAUGAGUCAUCUCUGGUUCCUUUGGAUUUAACGAGGAAUGUGGAACCUCUUGAUGUAGCAGGGCAAUCUAUGCUCGAAAGUUCUAGCCUAGAACUUGAAGCAGAUCAAGUUGUAAUACAACAAACUUACAAAAAGCAGAUUGUGGUGUCUGGAAAUCCAAUAAUUGACAAUGUUGGCAAGCAAACUAAAGUGAACUUUUCCUGUCAGUCAGAUGUGAUGGAGGUGGAGAGUAGGCUUCACAAUCAAGGAAGAUUACCUGCUGCAACUGUUCCGAGAUAUUUGAAUCUUGAACCUUCACUUGCAAUGGACUGGCUUGAGAUCUCAUGGGAUGAAUUACAUAUCAAGGAGCGUGUUGGUGCUGGUUCCUUUGGGACAGUGCAUCGUGCUGAAUGGCAUGGAUCGGAUGUUGCUGUCAAGGUUUUAACUGUUCAAGAUUUUCAUGAUGAUCAGUUAAGGGAGUUUUUAAGAGAGGUUGCAAUAAUGAAACGUGUUCGUCAUCCAAAUGUGGUUCUCUUCAUGGGUGCUGUUACAAAGCGUCCUCAUCUAUCAAUUGUGACAGAGUACCUGCCUCGGGGUAGCCUAUACCGCCUAAUACACAGGCCUGCUGCUGGGGAAAUGCUGGAUCAGAGGCGGCGGUUACGAAUGGCACUGGAUGUGGCAAAGGGCAUCAAUUAUCUUCAUUGUCUGAACCCUCCUAUUGUUCACUGGGACCUUAAAUCUCCAAAUUUGUUGGUUGAUAAAAAUUGGACAGUAAAGGUGUGUGACUUUGGGUUGUCUAGAUUUAAAGCAAACACAUUUAUAUCAUCAAAAUCAGUAGCUGGAACACCCGAGUGGAUGGCUCCGGAAUUCCUUCGUGGAGAGCCCUCAAAUGAGAAAUCUGACGUCUAUAGCUUUGGAGUCAUCUUAUGGGAGUUGGUCACCAUGCAACAGCCUUGGAAUGGACUUGGUCCUGCGCAGGUGGUUGGAGCUGUAGCUUUCCAAAAUAGAAGGCUUGCCAUACCGCAAAAUGCCUCCCCUGUGUUGGCUUCUCUUAUGGAAUCUUGCUGGGCCGAUGAUCCAGCUCAACGCCCAUCUUUCGGCAGUAUAGUGGAGUCGUUGAAGAAGUUGCUGAAGUCUCCACUCCAGUUGAUACAGAUGGAGAGCAAAUAAUGAAAGAGUACUUCCACCAAAACCAGUUAAUAAUUGGUGUGGGAUAUAUUGGGAGCAUUCUGAACAGAUUUCAGGGAUCUAGUCUACAACUAGUAAUGGUAAACCUCUACAGUUAUGUACCCACUAACAGAACCUUUUCGAUUCCAGGCAACUGUAGAUUUGUUACUCAUCUAACUGAUUUGCAAGGCAACUGAACUCAUGAAAGCGGAACCUGCAGGUUAAGAAUGCAGGGUUGCUCCUUCUGUAUUUGUAUAGGUAUGAGUAGCCUCUCUCAUGAGUUAUAUUUUAAAAUCAUUGCUAAUCUGAAUUGUCAGAGAACAGUUAUGUAUUUUGUUUGUAACUAAAACUGCAAUUCUGGGCUGUAUCGAGGAAGUUCCUUCAUCAUGUUCGUACAUAUAUUUGCAGGAUUAUGUAAUAAUACAAAACCGAAAUUCCUUCCCAUA
Molecule: messenger RNA, 3863 nt
Organism: Hevea brasiliensis (rubber tree)
Lineage: Eukaryota; Viridiplantae; Streptophyta; Magnoliopsida; Malpighiales; Euphorbiaceae
Product: serine/threonine-protein kinase CTR1
Exons: 15
Coding region: 583-3420 (945 amino acids)
Biological process (GO): protein phosphorylation
Molecular function (GO): ATP binding; protein kinase activity
Source: RefSeq, a predicted model, not a curated record